CCUCUUGCCUUAAAGCCACUGUGAGCCUCCUGAACUUUGUUGGACUUCGAGGAUAUCAAGUAGCACAGAGUAAGGCUCAGAUUGCCCUUCCAGAAGUUCACUACUUAGGAUUUUAUAUAAGGCAGGGGGAACGUCAGCUGUCAAACGAAAGAAAGGAAGCUAUCUGCCAAAUUCCUAUCCCAAGCAAUUGUAAACGGCACAGGGCAUUUCUGGGUAUGGCAGGCUUCUGUAGGAUAUGGAUCCCAGAGUUUGGACUGUGGGCUAAACCCUUGUAUGAAUGUGUUAAGGGCGCUCCCAUCAUGAUCAUGACCCCUUUUACUGGUCCUCAGAAGCCGACAAGGCAUUUAAGGUUUUAAAAAGGAAACUGAUGGAAGCUCCAGCCCUGGGUCUGCCAGACCUCUCUAAGCCAUUCCAACUGUAUGUCCAUGAAAGGAAAGGGGUGGCCCUGGGAGUGCUUACUCAGUUAUUAGGCACCUGGAAACGUCCCGUGGCAUAUUUCUCUAAACAACUGGAUCAAGUUGCUAAGGGAUGGCCGGCAUGUUUGCGAGCAGUCGCAGCAACUGCUCUAAUGCUUGGGGAAGCUGAGAAAUUGACACUGGGAGGAGCUGUGCAAGUGUAUACUCCCCACAUGGUUCAAGCCCUGCUGGAUACUAAAGGUGGUCUCUGGCUUACACAGCCUCGAGUUGCUCGGUAUCAGGCAAAGCUUGUAGAAAUUCCUGAAGUUACCUUACAGACCUGUCCCUCCCUUAAUCCAGCUACCCUGUUUCUGGAGACAGAGGAGCAGGAACAUGACUGUUUGGAGGUCAUAGAUGCCCAAUAUUCUAGCCGCCCAGACUUGAAAGAUCAACCUCUCCUGAAUGCUGAUUAUGAGUGGUAUAUGGACGGCAGUAGUACAGUUGUAAAUGGGCAAAGGAGGGCUGGCUAUGCUAUUGUAUCUCUCCAUGAAACUGUGGAAGCAGAGAGUUUACCUGCUGGGACAUCAGCCCAGCUGGCUGAAUUGGUAGCCUUAACUCGUGCACUUGAACUGUCAAAAGGGAAAAGAGUUAACAUUUUUACUGAUUCCAGAUAUGCCUUUGGAGUACUACAUGCCCAUGCUGGUCUAUGGAAGCAACGAGGAAUGUCGACAGCGCAAAACUCUCCUGUCAAACAUGGACCCCAGAUUCUCCGGCUUUUAGAUGCGGUACAGCUCCCCACAAUGGUAGCAGUGGUACAUUGCAAGGCUCAUCAAAAGGGAGAUCAAGAUAUGGCCAGAGGUAAUGCUAGGGCGGAUAGGGAAGCUAGGUGAGCUGCUACCCUGGAACCACUAGAAGCUGAAGAUGCCCAUAUGCAUGCCCUCAUCCCAUCAGUGGGGGAGCUCCCGACUCCUCAGUACUCUGGCGAAGAAAGUAUCAGGGGGUAGCCGUGUUAGUCUGUAUCUACAAAAGAAAGAAAGAAAGAAAGAAAGAAAGAAAGAAAGAAAGAAAGAGAUCUGGCCGACAGACUCGGUCUCCAGGAGAAAGGGGGGUGGUUCCACUCCCUGGAAGGAAAGAUCCUACUACCGAAGAGCCUAAUUCGGUCAGUGCUGCAGAAACUACAUCAAACCACUCAUGCAGGGAGAGAGACUCUCUCUCAGCUAAUGGGUAAAUAUUUUUUAACCUCUGGACUUAGGCCUCUGGCCUCCCAGGUGCAGGCUGAAUGUUUAGUCUGCCAAAAGAACAACCCUCGACCGGGAGUGUCAGUACUGCCAGCCACUCUGGAGCCUACCCCAGGCCCGGGACUGGUUUGGCAAAUAGAUUUUACUGAGUUUCCCCGGACUCAAGGAUUCAGAUACCUCCUCGUCUUGGUAGAUUGAUUCAGCGGAUGGCCUGAAGCCUUCCCAUGCCAUAAUAACACUGCCAAAACAGUGGCUCUUAAAUUUGUCAGAGAUCAUUCCUCGCUUCGGACUCCCCCAGUGGAUGGAAUCUGACAACGGAACACA
Molecule: messenger RNA, 1957 nt
Organism: Chrysemys picta bellii (western painted turtle)
Lineage: Eukaryota; Metazoa; Chordata; Testudines; Emydidae
Source: RefSeq, a predicted model, not a curated record